Gossypium raimondii (Peruvian cotton) is the source of this 5167-nucleotide messenger RNA. RefSeq names its product putative disease resistance RPP13-like protein 1. Gene Ontology annotation, molecular function: ADP binding. NCBI's taxonomy places the organism in Eukaryota, Viridiplantae, Streptophyta, Magnoliopsida, Malvales, Malvaceae. Gene Ontology annotation, biological process: defense response to other organism. Bases 380 to 4654 code for a protein of 1424 amino acids. The record is from RefSeq and is a predicted model, not a curated record. The transcript has 5 exons.
UUGUCACACAGCUUGCUGCACGCUAUGAAAAACUGAUACACAGUCAUGGAAGUGCCGAGAAUUAGUUCAAGCUCAUCUGAUCCACAUUCUUCAUUAAUCCUCUCUCCUUUCCUUCCCAUGGCUUUACCACCCCUCUUCCAUUGCUUCCAAAUGCAAACUCAUCUGAAUCAACUUCGCACAUCGGAAUAUCAGCCCUACCAUCUCAUCCGGCAGCUAUUGCUCUGGAGUCCACAUCCCAUCGGCGAAAACUUCCUCUUUAAAACCCAUGGGGUUUGCGGUGACAGGACUGAAUGUGGGGGAAAUUGGUCAGGUGUGAAAGAUUUGGAGCCCCGCAAACCACUUCGGAUGCAGAUAAGACACCGGGGGCUGCAAUAAUUUCAUGGACUCUUCUUUUCAUAAUUCCACCAUGUCUGUCAUUGGAGAGGCUGCUCUUUCUGGAUUUUUGGAGCUGUUGUGGGGCAGGUUGCUUGAUUCUGCACUCAACUUUGUUGCUGAUCACAAGCAAGUCCAACAGCAGCUCAAGCAAUGGCAAUCCAUAUUACCUGAUAUCCAAGCAGUGUUGAACGAUGCAGAGGAGAAGCAGAUCAAGAACAAGGGUGUAAGGAAUUGGUUGGAAGAUCUCCAAGACUUGGCUUAUGAUAUGGAUGACAUCUUGGACGAGUUCGCUUAUGAAGAGUUACGUCUUGCGCUCCUUAAAACUCAAGCUCAAGCCAGCAUUAGUAAGGUACGGAAACUCAUUCCUACCUGCUGUACUAGUAGUAAUUUCUCUCCAACUUCCUUUUUGUUUAACAAUUCCAUGAUUCCCAAGAUGAAAGAGAUAACUGCUAGACUGGAUAGUUUGACUACACGAAGAAAUAGUUUAGGGUUGAGUGAGAUCUUGUCUCAAGGUGCUACCUCAAAGGGAAAGAAACCUAGGUUGCAACCAACUUCUGUAGUGGAUGAAGCUGUGGAGUAUGUUGGUAGGGACGAUGAGAAGCGAAAAAUGCUUGAUUUGCUCAAAAGUAAUAACUCCAAUGGAGUUUUUGUCCUUUCCAUUGUUGGCAUGGGAGGGAUGGGCAAAACAACUCUUGCUCAGCUUGUUUAUAAUGAUGCCAGCACAAAGGAGUCUUUUGAUCACAGGGCCUGGGUAUGUGUUUCUGAUGAAUUUGAUGCGGUUAAUAUAACUAAGACAAUUUUACAGUCCAUCACUUCUGAACCAUGUGCUUACAAUGACCUGAAUUUACUUCAAGUCAAGUUGAAGGAGAAGUUGUCAGGAAAAAAAUUCUUGCUUGUUUUAGAUGACAUUUGGAACGAGAGUUACGAAGAUUGGACCAUCUUACGAUCUCCGUUUGGAGCAGGGACCAAGAUUAUUGUAACAACUCGCAUUCAAAAUGUUUCAUCUAAUGUGGAUCCAGUGAAAGCUUUUCACUUGGAUAAAUUAUCACAUGAUGACUGUUUGUCCAUAUUUACUCAGCAUGCAUUAAAAGCACGAAAUUUCAAUGGGCAUCUUCAAUUUAAAGAAGUUGGAGAGAACAUAGUGAGAAGGUGCAACGGCUUACCUUUGGCGGCAAAAGCCAUUGGAAGCCUACUACGCACUGUUAAAGAUCUUGGUGAAUGGGAAAAAAUAUAUGAGAGCGAGAUAUGGGACUUACCAGAAGAUCAAUGUGGCAUACUUCCUGCAUUGCGGUUAAGCUACCAUCAUCUUCCUCCGCAAUUGAAACGGUGCUUUGCAUAUUGCUCCAUAUUUCCAAAAGAUUAUGAAUUUCAGAAAGAAGAAAUAAUCUUGUUAUGGAGAGCUGAAGGUUUCUUGCAACUAAAUGCAAAAGGUCAAAUUAAAGAUCCUGGAAACCAAUAUUUCCAAGAUCUAGCGUCAAGGUCAUUUUUUCAGAUAUCUAGUAAAGAUAAAUCCCGGUUCAUAAUGCAUCACCUUAUAAAUGACUUAGCACAAUCAGUUGCAGGGGAAAUAUGCUGCAAAUUGGAGGAUGAUAAGCAACAAAUGUUCUCAAAUCGCACUCGACAUUCUUCUUUUAUUGUCAGCAGGUAUGAGACAGCGAAGAAGUUUGAAGCAUUUGAUAAAGCAGAUUCUUUACGUACUCUUAUAGCCUUAAUGUCUCCAAGUUUUCCAGGAUUCUUUUUAACUAAUUUUGUCCUGGUUGAUUUGUUACCAAGACUUGGCUACCUAAGGUUGCUUUCUUUGAGUGGGUAUAAGAUCAUUGAAUUGCCUGAUGUUUUUGAAAAUUUAAAACAUCUCCGCUACUUAAAUUUUUCUUACACUGAGAUCAAAUGUUUACCUGAUUCUUUGUGUACUCUUUACUAUUUGGAAACUUUAAUAUUAAGAGGAUGUGGCUGCCUCCAACAGUUGCCCUCGAAGAUGGAAAAUCUUAUUAACUUGCAUUAUCUUGAUAUAAGAGGUGCAAAAUCAAUUGAAAGGAUGCCUUUUGGAAUUGGUAAGCUAACCAAUCUUCAAAGGUUAUCUAAUUUUGUUAUAGGGAAAGGUGAUGGACACUACAUUGGAGAACUGAAAAAUUUGCCAAACCUCAAAGGUGAUUUUUGCAUUUCUGGGUUGGAGAAUGUUAAUGGUCAACAUGCGGGGGAAGUUAAGUUAAAUGAGAAACUGGGAAUUGAGAGAUUGGUACUACAAUGGAGUAGCAACUUUGAGAAAUAUGCAAGGAAUAAAGAAGCUGAAGAACGAGUGUUAGAUUCUCUUCGUCCUCAGAAAAAGCUUGAACAACUCAACAUUGACAAUUAUGGUGGUGCAAAAUUCUCUUCUUGGAUAGCAGAUUCUUCCUUUAAGAAUAUGUUGUCAUUGGAGCUUUGCAACUGUACAAGUUGCAAAUCACUACCAUCAAUUGGAUUGUUGCCGUUAUUAAAAGAUUUGUCUAUUAUUGGCUUCGAUGAGGUACAAAAGGUUGGUGCUGAGUUCUUUGGAGAAAAUCAACUGAAACCAUUUGUAUCAUUAGAGAAUCUGCAUUUUCAAAGACUGCCAAACUGGAAAGAGUGGGACCCGUGUGAAGGUGAAGAGCAAGUUUCGAAAUUUCCCAACCUUCGUGAGCUUUCAAUAAGAGAAUGUCCUCAAUUGUUGGAAAAGUUACCAACUCGUCUUCCAUCCUUGCUAAAACUUCAAAUCUAUGAGUGCCCAAGGUUGACAGUUUCAAUUUCAUGUUUCCCAUCACUGUGCGAGUUAAGCGUCAGAGGGUGUGAAGAAUUGUUGGAUGAAUGCUCUUUUUCUGCAAAGGAGGUUAUCUCUUUGAAAACUGCGUCUCUUUCAGACAUUUCAAAGUUCAACAUUUCAACAAAGAUGAAAAUGUUGAGGUUUGCAAGCUCAGAACAUUUUCACAUCCCUGGUUGGAAGGAGUUGGAAUCUUUAUCACAAAAUGGGUUAGGGUUGGUUGGGCAUCAUUUCAUUACAAUUAAGGAUUGUCCCCAGUUGGUCUCUUUGGAAACAGAUGAGGAAGGAUUGAAACUUGACAAAAUUCCGAGUGUUGAGUCUCUGACAAUAUGGAAUUGUAAAAGGCUCAAUAGACUACCAAAAUUCUUAGAUGCACUCUCAUUCCUUACAGUAGUAAGUAUUUAUGGGUGUUCUGGCUUGAUUUCUUUUGCAGAGAACAAUUUUCCCCCUGCUUUAAAUAAGUUGGAGAUUUGGGAGUGCGAGAAUUUGCAAAAUUUAGUUGAUGAAAAAGAAAAUAACAAGAGUAUGAGUAGUAACAUUUGUCUUCUUGAGCACUUGGACAUCAGAUACUGCAAGUCUCUAAUAUGUUUGUCAUCAAGGGGUGAUAUAUGCAAUCGGCUUCGACAUCUCCAAGUUUACAAUUGCUCAAGCCUGAGUAGCUUAUUUUUAAACACUAAGUUACCCACCAUGCUUAAACAGCUAGAAAUUUGGAAUUGUCCAAUGUUGGAAUGCAUAGCCCAAGACUUCCAUGAGACCAGUGAUCUCGAAUGUAUUAAAAUUUCGGGUGCUCAAAAUAUUAAAUCUUUACCAAGAGGAUUAGACAAGCUGAACCUUCUCCAGGAGAUUCAAAUAGUGAAUUGUUCAAAUAUGGUAGUUUCUUUCAAGGAAAGUGAGUUGCCUACCACAAAUCUCAGAGUUUUCUCAAUUGAAGGUUGUGAAAAUUUUGGAGCCCUUCCCAUGUGCAUCAACAACUUCAUCUCUCUUCGAGAAUUAAUGGUGUGGAACUGUUCGGCUGACAUAUCCUUCCCAUAUGAAGGUUUCCCUACCGGCCUCACGUCACUUGCAAUCUCAAAUGCACCCAAAAUUUAUAGCUCACUUGUUGAAUGGGGGUUAACUCGACUCACCUCUCUUCAGCAACUCACCAUCGGCGGUGAAGGAUGCUCGAAUGUGGUGUCGUUUCCAGAAGAAGGAAUUGGAAUGAUGCUGCCUCCUUCUCUUACCUUUAUCUGCAUUGAAAAUUUCGAGAAGCUGGAAUCCAUGUACUCCAAGGGCUUUCAACAUAUUAACUCUCUUCAAAUAUUGAGCAUCCAUAAUUGUCCUAAGCUCACAUCUCUUCCAGAAAAGGACAUGCUUCUGUCGCUUGAGCGGCUACACAUUUACGAGUGCCUGUUGCUAGAGAAAGUGAGUACAAGAGAUAAAGGACGAGAAUGGUCCAAGAUCGCCCACAUACCUUAUGUCAAUUUCAAAAUAAAGAAGUCAAGGCUAGAUUAUCAGUUGGAACGAUAGAUAAGCAGCAAAAUCUGGCAUUGAGUUUCUCCAGACACAGGCAACAGGCAUUUGCAGUCUUGGAAGCUGAAUCUGUGCGAAAAUGAGCUUGGAAUAACUGUUUCAAAAGACCUCAGGUAUUUCCUAAAAUGUGGUUCAAUAUCUUUAAAACUCGUGCUCCAACAACUUUGGUGACGGUUAUUUCAUGCCUACUAUCGUAUCUUGUGCUGAAGUACCUCAUUUUAGAACUAUACAUGUUUCAAUGGCUGUCCUCUGUUAAAGUAGCAAUAAGAAAUGGAGCAGUUGAGAACAAUAUCAUGUGUGUCUGGUACAAAUAAUGUUAAUACUUGUCUUAAAAUUUCACCCAAACUUUCACGUUUUGUAGGAAAUAUUCCCGAACCAUGUAAAUUAUUGUGUUCUCUGUCAUUUGAAUAUUUCAAGUUUUAGAUCUCAACAAAUAACAGAUCACUUCACUUUGUGGAAAAAUUGUUGUGUACACUCAACCCUAUCUAUAGUAUCAUUUGUGUGCUCAAA